Rodentolepis nana is the source of this 1107-nucleotide messenger RNA. NCBI's taxonomy places the organism in Eukaryota, Metazoa, Platyhelminthes, Cestoda, Cyclophyllidea, Hymenolepididae. The record is from the annotation of a GenBank genome assembly.
AUGUCCUCUAAAAGCUCAAGGUUUAAACGAUGGUGUUUAUACUGUAUUCUUGUCAUUCACGGGGUUGCUCUUUUUCUAAUUCUACUUGGAAUCAUCAAUGGACUGGAAAUGCACAAUUUUUUCAGCAGAGGACCUAAAAGUGACUAUGAAAGACAUUCAUCGUUGGUAGCAGAGUUAAAAACUUUGUCUCAAUUUGUUAAUAAAACUGUUGAGGAAGUUGCUCAGGAAGUAUUAGAUCAACAGACGGCUAUCAAAGAGAAAUUUUACAAUUCCGGCUCUAAACGGCAUAGUAUACAUCGUCUUUCUAACUUUCUAGGUAUUAAUGUAGCUUCUUCUCAGAUGGAAAUGUUCACCGAAGCCUGUAGAGAUGCCAGUAAUCAACGAUUACUUAUGGUUUUUCCUAUCAGAGAUCGCUGGAAUCUACUUAGGUCCCUUCUAAAAGAGCUUCUACCUUUACUUCAAAAACCUAAUCUCUGUGUAUUCAAAAUAGUGGUAGAGCAGACUGAUUCAAUGGCAUUCAACAAAGCUCUUCUGAUGAAUGUUGCUGUAAUAGAGAUGGCAAAGCAAGUUCCAUUCGACUGUAUCAUCUUCCAUGAUGUGGAUUUGAUUCCAACUUCUGGUGAUGAGGUGUACUAUGAGUGCCCUUCUUACCCUCGUCAUUUAUCGGUUAAGGUGGACAAGCUCAAAUAUGAUCUACCUUACCUCGGUCUGAUUGGUGGAGUAUUUGCAUUACCGUUGAGACAUUUUCUUCAGGCAAAUGGCUACUCAAACAUGUUCUGGGGGUGGGGUGCUGAGGAUGAUGACAUGUUUGAAAGGCUUGCCAUUGUUGGUAUUCCUGUAACACGACCUAUGCCGAAUCCUACACGUUACAUCAUGCUUCCGCAUCGGAAAAGCUCAACUUCUGACUAUCAGCGAGCAACUCUACUGUUGGGAAUGGCUUUCGAGCGCUAUAGACUAGAUGGACUUAACUCAGUGAGGUACAGAGUAUUGAAGAAUGAACGAAGAUCGGUCUGCGAAGUGCUUGGAGUGAAUCCGAAGCUUUGCCAGCUUGAAAGGUCACAUAUAACUUAUAUCUUAGUUGAUCCACAGAAAAUUGAAACUCACUGA